This is a messenger RNA of Anguilla rostrata (American eel), 4405 nucleotides long. RefSeq names its product GTP binding protein 2b (gene gtpbp2b). Gene Ontology annotation, molecular function: GTPase activity; GTP binding; translation elongation factor activity. The record is from RefSeq and is a predicted model, not a curated record. The coding region runs from base 341 to 2053 and encodes 570 amino acids. The transcript is spliced from 12 exons. Lineage: Eukaryota; Metazoa; Chordata; Actinopteri; Anguilliformes; Anguillidae. Gene Ontology annotation, biological process: translational elongation.
CCAAUACUCAGCGGGAAUGUUUUACUAUGUUACAGUGUGUAAUGUCUUCAUUGAGUCAAUAGCAGUAUGCGGCGAUGGAUAAUUUUACAUCAACAUCCCCUACAAUUCGCCUUUAUAUUAUUUUCACUGUGUCUAGUUUUUUACCGAAUUAAUCCUACCGUUUGAAUGCAUUGGUGAAGCCAGCUGGCUGGUAGUUGGGACAUUCAUUCUUUCAGUACUGGCACUGGGUUUGUUCUCUAAAUGGAUUCACGGGUACUGGAGUUUUUCAGUUAACGUUACCGGCUCCGGAUUAAAAUCAAAACCGCUUGGAUUACAAUCUGGUUCGGGCCACGGGUUCGAGAUGAGGUCCAAAAAAACAUGUUCGAAAAACAGCAAAAAGUCAAAAAAUCGAGCGACCAGGAAUACGAAAUCCUGCAAAAACCCGCCGUAUUUGCCUCCCGAGGCUGAAGAAGGCAACAUAGAAUACAAGCUGAAGCUGGUGAACCCCACCCAGUCCCGCUUCGAGCACCUGGUGACGCAGAUGAAAUGGAGGCUCCAGGAGGGUCGGGGCGAGGCGGUGUACCAGAUCGGCGUCGAGGACAACGGGCUGCUGGUGGGCCUAUCAGAGGAGGACAUGAAGGCGUCACUCAAGACCCUACGCAGGAUGGCAGAGAAGGUUGGUGCUGACAUCACGAUUAUCAGAGAGAGGGAGGUGGACUACGACUCGGACACCCCCAGGAAAAUCGCUGAGGUUUUAGUCCGGAAGGUUCCGGACGACCAGCAGUUCCUUGACCUGCGGGUGGCGGUGUUGGGUAAUGUAGACUCGGGGAAGUCCACCCUGUUGGGCGUGCUGACUCAGGGAGAGCUGGAUAACGGGCGUGGUCGAGCACGUCUCAACCUCUUCAGACACCUCCACGAGAUCCAGACAGGCAGGACCUCCAGCAUCAGCUUCGAGAUCCUGGGCUUCAACAGUAAAGGCGAGGUGGUGAAUUACAGUGGGUCUCGCACUGCCGAGCAGAUCUGUGAGAGCAGCUCCAAGAUGAUCACCUUCAUCGACCUGGCCGGGCAUCACAAGUACCUGAAGACCACCAUCUUUGGCCUGACCAGCUACUGCCCCGACUUUGCCAUGUUGGUGGUGGGGGCCAACACAGGCAUCGCGGGUACGACGCGGGAGCACCUGGGCCUGGCCAUGGCCCUGAAGGUGCCCAUCUUCAUCGUGGUGACGAAGGUGGACCUGUGCUCGCGCGGGACGGUGGAGCGGACCGUGCGCCAGCUGGAGCGGGUCCUAAAACAGCCCGGCUGCAACAAGGUGCCCAUGCUGGUCGCCAACGGCGACGACGCCGUCACCGCCGCCCAGCGAUUCGCCCAGUCGCCCAGUGUCACCCCCAUCUUCACCCUGUCCAGCGUGUCGGGGGAGAGUCUGGACCUGCUCAAGGUCUUCUUCAACAUCCUGCCCCCACUCAGCAACAGCAAGGAGCAGGAGGAGCUAAUGCAGCAGCUGACCGAGUUCCAGGUGGAUGAGAUUUACACAGUGCCAGAGGUGGGGACGGUGGUGGGAGGAACCCUGUACAGUGGGAUCUGCAGGGAGGGGGACAGGCUGGUUGUGGGCCCCACAGAUGAGGGCCAGUUCCUGGGGCUGAAGGUGAGCAGCAUGCAGAGGAACCGCUCGGCCUGCAGGGUGCUGAGGGCCGGCCAGGCCGCCACGCUGGCGCUGGGGAACUUCGACCGCUCGCUGCUGCGCAAGGGCAUGGUGAUGGUGAGCCCGGAGAUGAACCCCACCAUCUGCUGGCUGUUCGAGGCCGAGAUCGUGCUGCUCUUCCACGCCAGAACCUUCCGGAAGGGCUUCCAGGUGACGGUGCACGUGGGCAACGUCCGGCAGACGGCCAUCGUGGAACGGCUGCACGGAAAGGAGGAGCUGCGCACGGGCGAGAAGGCGGUGGUGCGGUUCAGGUUCAUCAAGCACCCCGAGUACCUGAAGGUGGGGGCCAAGCUGCUGUUCCGCGAGGGCGUGACCAAGGGCAUCGGCCAUGUCACUCACCUACAGCCCGCCUCCCUGCAUCAGCACCGCCCCUGAAGGCUGGGGUGAUGAGUGGGGGCAGGGGGGGGGUCGCCAGAGAAACGCCCAGAACCCGCCCCCACCCCAGCAGGGCAUGAGGGGCAGCUUUCACCACCACUACCCCCCCCCCCCUCCUUUUUACGUCCAUCUCAAAAAGCCUUUCUCUUCUAAAAACCUUUUUUCCUGUAACUUUAUUUGCAGCGGUCCGUAGAAAACUAUAGCCUUGUUUUAAGAAACAAACCUAAGUGUUAGGUAAUUCCUUAAUUCCCAUUGGCCAAGGCUUCCAGUCUUACCUCACCAUUUUAAAACGAGAAUAGUAAUAAUCCUGCCAUUUGUUCGUAAUCUAUUGGGAGGAUACAGAAUUAACCUGUAUUCAAUCAACAUGUGUCCUUAACUUUGACUUGUACAAGUAAACGCUAGUAUUACUCUGGUUAGCUAACUGGUUAGGAGCAGUGUUAACAAUAUGGUCUGAUAUCUAUUGCUUUUUCAAACUGACUAGAAUAUAGUUGCUUUGCCCAUGGUGCAACAGUACCCUCUACAGUUCAAGGUGUGUAACAGUUCCCGAUUUUAUAAACUAAUAGCGCAAAAUUCAGAGCCAUUCUCAUCUAUAGAAAUAAUUGACGUUGUUAUGAUGCAAAUGGGUGGGUGCCUCUUGUACACAAGUGCAUGUUAUCUUGCUUGCUGACAGUCCCCAAAUGUGCAUGUCUGUGAUGUGUAUUAUAGCUGUCAGGCUCAGACACUGAGUACUGGGGCUAUGGGACUGUCUGCACUUAUAGCCUUCAAACACACCCCAUCCCUGACAAACAACAUUUACCCAAAAUGAUCAUAAUGUAUCCAUUUUAAACAGACAAGGAGGAUAAAUCACUAAACCAUUACAAAUAAUACGUGUGUGUAACCCCUCAAAAAAUACUGGAUUUCUUAAAACUUGAAACAGUCGGCAUGCAUUAGAAAAUUAUCUGUAAAAAAUGUAACUGGAUGCAACAGCGCACAUGAAUAGAUGCUUGGGGAGCAGGAACACUUUCUGCCCCAGGUAGGACACAUCAGCAGGUUUUAUAGCUUAAUGGUUUUCUCCUGAGAGCAGAAUCUCUCUCGGGCUUUCUCUGAAAACUUUCGAAGUGUUUUCUGCAGUAAAAGUACGGUGCAGCCCUGAGACAGGUACUGCAUGCAGAUUUAAUUAACUCUCUCAAAGCAGCUCAGAGGCCAGUAAGCCUGUUAUGAAAUUCUGAAGGGAUUUACUUAUUUUUCCUGCUAGCUAGUUACAGCCCUGCAUGGUCCAGACCACUUUCAUACUACAAGAUCGGCAUACAGAUUCUUUUGCUUUCAAUUAUCACAUUUAAACAAGGAUUCUGUUCUUUCUGUUUCUUACAUAACGAUUGUCAGUAUAAUCAAUGCUCACUGAACUCAUAAUGCAUCAAAGAAAAUCAAAAUAUUUAAUUUUUAAAAGUUAUUUUUCCUAGUUCAGAUCAAUGCCUUUUUUUGAUUAAAUAACGGUCUGAAGUUUCCCAUGGUCCCUGUCACUGUUGUAAAGUUGUAAAAUCCUAUAACCAAUGCAACAUUCUGACAGUUUUCAAGCUGUUAUUGAAAUCACUGGCAAGCAGGAUUAUGGCCCUGUCAUCCAAACAUGGCAGAGAACCCAUAAACAGUAUUAAAUCUUGCCUUUUAAAAUGCUUAAGUUUCUCAGAACAUCUCAGAUUAUUUUAUAUUUACUAUGCAUUUAGCCUACCGUAUAAUGUUCCAUUUUAAUGAAUACGAUUCGCUCUCUAGUUCUGACAGCUUCCUGUUUCACUCUCGGCCUUCAGCAAGUCCAUGAAUUGUGGGAUGGCUGUCGAGAACAGAGGCUAACGAUCGACGCAAACUUUUGUACAUUUGCGAACCUUCUCUGAAAUGCGUAGGUUUUAUGUCGUCUGUGGUCCCAUCGGUUGUGCCUAGAAGUAGUCCCGUUUCCCUCCGGUAACUGCUAUGAUUGGUCCGGCAGCUUUGCAGCUGUCAGACAGGGCCUACACAGAGAGGAGGGGAUGGAGGUACAUCUCUCCUCAUAGUGACUGCAAGAUUUUAGAGCUUCUGUUAUUUUUUAAAUUGAUUCAGUGCAAAAAAACCUUUGAUGUUUAGGUGGUAUAUUGGGCCCCUUAAUAUUCUAGGCCAGUGUCUGUACCGGAAGCCAAAUCUAGGUUAAUCUAGUGCAUGUUUAGCAGUGUCCCUCCCUGGGUAGGGGAGUGGCAAAAGAUGAUAUUUAAUUAGUUCUGUGUGCUCACUGUUUUUGUCUCCUGUAUCUCCCUGUAUGCGGCUCUUGUGCAAUUAUAGAAGAAAAGCAGUGAAUGUAUAUGAACCAAAAGAGUUUUGUACAGAAGAUUAAUAAAUAUUUAACCGUGA